Gryllus bimaculatus (two-spotted cricket) is the source of this 5266-nucleotide messenger RNA. NCBI's taxonomy places the organism in Eukaryota, Metazoa, Arthropoda, Insecta, Orthoptera, Gryllidae. The record is from the annotation of a GenBank genome assembly.
UUUGUCCCGCUUUUGUUCAACAGUGGCCUCACGACGUCACAAACCACAGCCUUCCAAAAUAUGUCUCACGCAGCGAGACGUUAGUGAAAGCUGUAUUAUUUGCAUUAUUUGUCGAGAGGCUUGAAAAUCGGUGGCGAAAUAGUGUUUUAUUUCAUGAUCUAGAUUUUCUGCCAAUUGGUGUAGGCUUUCUAAAAUUUCGUGUGAUUGUAAUUUAUAUAUUGCACGUCCGAUAGUGGUAUUGCAUUUCUGAACUGAGGAAUUGCAGGACUUCUUUCAUUAUUUCUGUGGACGAUUAUCGUGAGUUCCGAAUACCUGAAACAUGCACACUUUUAUGUCAAGGGCAGUGUGAAGAAUUUAGGUCUCGUUGACCGAAAAUAAGUUAAAAAUGGUAAUUUUUUUAUGAUUGAAUUUGAUUUUUGGUUAUGUAAGACGUGUGGUUCCGAAUAUACCCGUUCUGAAGAAUUAAGUUGUUUGUUUUGUCAUUAAUGUGAUUCUGACGCAUUCACUGUCGCGUUUCAGCAUAAAUUGAAAUCUUCUCAAAGAGACAAGGUGAAGAAAUUUAUAGCUUUUACACAAACAGGCGAAAACACUGCCAUAUUUUGCUUGUCACAGAACGAUUGGAAAUUAGACUUGGCAUCCGACAACUAUUUCCAAAAUCCUGAUGUCUACUUCAGGGAACCAAAGGUGUCUGUUGACAAAAAGAAAUUGGAGCAACUAUUUACAAGAUAUAGAGAUCCCAGUGAGCCAGACAAGAUGACAGCUGAAGGAAUUAUGAAGUUUUUAGAAGAUUUAAAUUUAAGUCCAGAAUCUAAACUUGUCCUUAUCAUUGCAUGGAAAUUCCGAGCAGCAACCCAAUGUGAAUUUACUAAGGAUGAAUUUAUGAAUGGCAUGGUUGAAUUAGGUGCUGACAGUGUUGAGAAGCUGAAAGCAAGAUUACCAUCCUUAGAAUUGGAGCUUAAAGAUCCUUUAAGGUUUAAAGACUUUUACCACUUCACGUUUAAUUACGCGAAGAAUCCUGGCCAAAAAGGGUUAGAUCUUGAUAUGGCCAUUGCAUAUUGGAACAUAGUUCUACAGGGCAAGUUCCAGUUCUUAGAUUUAUGGUGCAAAUUUUUACAGGAACACCAUAAGCGGUCCAUCCCUAGAGACACAUGGAAUCUUUUGUUGGAUUUUGCUCUCAUGAUCAACGAUGAUAUGUCCAAUUAUGAUGAAGAAGGAGCCUGGCCUGUGCUUAUUGAUGACUUUGUUGAAUAUGCACAUCCUAUGGUGACCUCAAGCUGUGCUCCCCACUCCACGCAGGUUUAACCUAUCUGCAGCCCCCACCUGCUGGAUGCUGCUACCAACCUUUCUGCGUGAGCUGCCCAACUUGUCUAUUAAUUCUUAGCCUCUUUUGGAUUUUAUUUUCAUGAAAUUUUUUUCUAAUAAUAUUUUAUGUUAUUUUUCCUUUAUAUGCUAGUGAUGUCCCAUAGAUCAGGGAAUGUCAUGAAAAUAAUGAAGUUUUCAAUUUUUAAAGAAGUGUUUUCUUUAACUAAUUUUAUAACUGUGCUGUAUAAUUAGCUCAACGUGAAAAGUGAAUGGGAAGGUUUUGGUGCUUUAUGUACUACAAAUUAGUAGGAUGUCUUUUCUGCAUCAGAUGUGGAUAUAAGUUGUGUGUCCAGCAGUGUUAAGUUUAAAACAAAGAGGGUAUGUUGUAUAGGAAGGACUUUUAAUUCUUGUAGAUUUCUGUCAGCCUUGUUUAUGGGAAUGUUUGAAUCAUGUAAUAUAAUAAAGUGUUGUUUGUUUACUUGUUCAUUGAGUUAAUAUUUGGAUGCCCCUGUAAUUUGUAUUACAUAUUUGUGUUCUUUCUCAUCUUGCAGAUGUAGGGAGCUAGUCAUUUUGUCAUCGUGUAUAGAAAGAGCAACAGACUCCCUCAUGUUGCUGAGACUUAAAAUACCUUAUUUGUGAUGUGCUAAUUGAAGUGAAGCUUUGGAGUGCAUGUUAUUUUACAUUUGAUCUCCAAAAAAUCAGUUUUGUACUGUGUUUUAAGAUUGAAGAGCAUUACUCCUACAUAUUUCUAACACGAUUCCUGCAACAUUACAACUGUAAAAGAUCAUCAUAUUGCUGAUGUUACUCAUUGAGCCUGGACAGGAGAUGACACAAGUAGUGUUAUUUUUCAGGCAUUUGAUAUUAGAAUCAACUCAGAAAAAAAAUUAUUCGAAUAAAGUUGUUAACUUAUGAAACUUCUCAAAGAACAUUAUUGGUGCUGAAUGAUCAUUUUCAAUUCAAAGCAGCCUUGUGACAGAUUAAACAACUAAUUGUGGGUGCAUGUUCUUCAUUUUUGGUCAGUAUUACUGAAACAAGUGUUCGUCUAAUGUAAUACAAAGAUUUUCAUGACAUUCUUUGAAAACAUUUAAUGUGUGCUCCAAGUUUCACAGAGUGAUAAUAAUAAUAAUUUCUGCAUCGUUUGUUGAACCACUGCCACAGAAAACAUUUCUUCAUUAAUGUGCUCAGAACUUGAAGGUUGUGGAAAGCAAUUGUAUUCGUGAUUUUCGUGUGAUUGUUUUUUGUUUUGUUUUUGUUUUGCUUAUGAAAGACUCAGAGGUACUUUGCAUUUCUACAGAAGUUUAUAAUGAGCAUAUGUUAUCAGUUCAUUCAUAAUUAAAAAUAAAAUUAAUAGUUUUUAUAAAAAAAUCAUGAAUUUAUUUAGCUCUUCCUUCAGUUCUGAGUAGACCAGCAAGAAUUAGAGGCCUUUUCUUCCUACUGAUAUUUCAUUAUAAAAGCAGUGUGAAGUUGGUGGGUUUUGAAUACUUAAUAAGAAGAGAACUGUACUUCCACUGGAUUACAUCAUCUCCAGAAAAUUGAAUGCGUUGAUGUGAGAGUUCUCUUCUCGUUAGUUGUAUUAUCUUUUUGUUUGAUCCUUAGUUGUAAGCAUUGUGGGUACUUAUGGCUGUUAGAAAGAUAUUCUCAUUAAGGAAAGAUACUCAGAAAUUAUUAAUAUUAAAGUUCAAAAUAGAUCUACACACCUUGUUUUGCAUUUAAGAAAGACUUAUUUCUUGCUUAGUAAAGCAACUUCCAUUUAAAUAACCUGUUGUGAAUUUUCUGCUAAAAAGUAAAAUCUUAGCAAAUAAUCAAAAAGGCAGCUACAGUUAACUGGUUUCUAUAAUUGUAGAUAGUUUUCAACAUCUUCACAUUUGUUCUCUUGCUAAAUACUGCACUGUACAGUUAAUCUCCAUUGCUGUCUGUGGAAAUUGUAAGGUGCCUGACCAUUGGCAGUGGAAGCACAGUUUUGUGCUUAAUUACCUAACAAAGCUCACUUAUCAAAAAUCACACAAGUGGAUUUCCAAUUUAGUUCCGAGUAAUAUUAUAGGUAUCUUUGCCCUUAGUUUUCAUUGCUCUGAAACUUAUUAACUCACCUAAUUCAAUAUCACUUGACCUCAUGCAAACGGUUACUUCUAUAAAAAAGCUUUUGCUUGUCCACAAAAUUAAUGCAAGAAGAGAUAUUCUCUGUCCAGACAUUUAUGGCAGAAUUGGCUAGCUAUGUCCUCACGAUCGCAAUACUUUUCAUAAGUGCUUAAGCACUUCAAUGUAGUGAAUAGAAUAUUUGUGGAACAAAUGGAAAAAGCAGUCCUAAUGAACUAGGUAAUCUCCAUUUGGAACUACUUAGUGAUUUUUUUGAGAAUAAUGUUAAUGUUUGAAGAUUUAAAUCUUUCCAACACGGUUUCAUCAGCAGGUUAUAUUAGAAAUGGUGUGUAAAAUCCACCACUUAAGGAUUACUUGGGUACCAUUUUUGCAGAUUAGAGCAUGAAAGAGAACGGACCUAAAGUUGUGAUAAUAGCAGCAUCCAACAACUUGAGCAGAGGAUUUAGAAAUAACAUUUUCUGUCCUUUAUUUGCCAAGAAAAUUUUCAUUACUGACAUCGAUUUAAAUGAAAUAACUUGGAUAACAUUUGCCUGAGGAAGAGUUAUAUAUAAGAGAGUAAGACAGAUUAUCCUAGAACAGGAUAGCAGGUAAUGAUGUAGUGCACUUGGUGAGCAAGAUGUUAUUAUAUUAUGUGUACAUAUUGUAAAAAGUAAUAGCUAAAGAGGUAGUAGGUGUUCCAGUUAUUCUCUUUCUUCACUGAUGGACCCAUCAAUUUUUACACAAAUCCAUGGAAAGAUUAUACUAUAUGCAGUUACUGGAAGUGUGAGUUCAUUGUAUGUAUGUCAAUAAGUCUGUCUUCAGAAUUGAAGUGCUCAACUGCUUUCCAGGCUUCUUUACCUCUUAACAGAAAGACGAAUUGAAUGUUCUAGUGUGUUUGUGUGAGUGGUUCUAUACUUCUAUUUUCUGAAUGAGAAUUGUGUGUGUGUUGUUCAACUCUCAGGGCUGAGAGUGCCUGCUGAAUUAGUCAACAAAUCCUCAUUUUUUAUUUCUUCUAUGCUGGUGUUAGCAUAUGAUAAGUAAAACCAUAUGCAAUCUCAGUUCAUAUGAAGUUGUAAUACUCCAGAAGACGACAGCGUACAGGUUGUUGACCUGCUUGUGUUGAGCACAGUUUGAACGGUACCAUGCCAAGCAUGGCAAAACACUCAUGGAACGUGUAUAAAUUUGUAGUUAAGGAAUAAUUAUUUGAAAAUGAACACCCAUGACAACAUUACUUAUCUCAGCUGUUAUCUAAUGUACAAAGCACUUCACAGCUGCAAAAUGUAUUCUACCAUUAGAGAGCUUGUUUUUGUUAAUAAACUUGAAAGCAUUGGUAUGUAGAAUGCAUAAGUUAUUGUAUAAAUGAAACAUCCGUUCAGAGCGAAUGAAUCCAAUAAACUGUUUUAAUAAGCACUGGGUAUUAUUUUUAAUUUCAUGAUCAUCAUUACAAUGUCAUAUUGUGUAUUUGUUUCCAAUCUAUCCAGAUGGCAUUUCUCCUGCUUCAAAACAUUUGAAGUAGAGAUAACUCAGUUCAUAACAUUCAGGUCUUGCACCAUAACAUGACUGAAGAAGAGAGUUAUACCAUGCACAAAGCUGUUGAAGAUAGGCUGUCUGCACUUGAACAACCACUGCACCAUGAGCCUGAUGUUGGUGAGAAUCGAUGAGACUCACCCGGUCCUGGUCCUUCUGGAAGACGAGCAGCACGGAGCGGUUGUCGGCGAUGAGCACCACGUAGAGGUCGUGGCCGUGGCGGCGCGGCGGCGGGUUGCGCUCCCAGUCGGCCAGCGUCUCCGCCAGCUGCUCGAACAGCGACGCGCCCAGGUCCAUGAGGUACACCAGCGAGCGCCACUCGCACACGAACUUGGCCCGCGCGCCCGCCGCCGCGAUCGCCUCC